Molecule: messenger RNA, 3064 nt
Organism: Gadus macrocephalus (Pacific cod)
Lineage: Eukaryota; Metazoa; Chordata; Actinopteri; Gadiformes; Gadidae
Gene: gphnb
Product: gephyrin b
Exons: 16
Coding region: 1-1500 (499 amino acids)
Biological process (GO): glycine receptor clustering; molybdenum incorporation into molybdenum-molybdopterin complex; postsynaptic neurotransmitter receptor diffusion trapping
Cellular component (GO): cytosol; postsynaptic membrane; dendrite
Molecular function (GO): molybdopterin molybdotransferase activity
Source: RefSeq, a predicted model, not a curated record
AUGACGGGCCUAAAGCACCUCCGGAACACGGGGGCGCUCGUGCCCGCCUCAGAAGUUCUGCUGCAACACACCCCGACCAGUUCAUUUAUCGUCAAGCUCCAGUGUAGGUUGGAGGGGCUUAAAGAUGAUCGCAGGAGGACCUUCAACUCUCGAGUGCAGUCACGAUGCAGCAGCAAAGAAAAUAUCCUAAGAUCAAGUCACAGUGCGGUGGACAUCACAAAGGUGGCCCGGAGGCAUCGCAUGUCCCCCUUCCCCCUCACCUCCAUGGACAAGGCCUUCAUCACUGUGCUGGAGAUGACCGCCAUCCUAGGCAACGAGAUCAUCAACUACAGAGACGGGAUGGGUCGGGUCCUGGCUCAGGACGUUUAUGCCAAAGACAACCUUCCACCGUUCCCUGCCUCCGUCAAGGAUGGCUAUGCUGUGAGAGCGGCCGAUGGGCCAGGUGACCGCUUCAUCAUCGGAGAGUCCCAAGCUGGAGAACAGCCCACCCACACAGUGAUGCCGGGCCAGGUGAUGAGGGUGACGACGGGGGCCCCUAUCCCGUGCGGGGCCGACGCCGUGGUCCAGGUGGAGGACACAGAGCUGCUCCGCGAGUCUGAGGACGGUACAGAGGAGCUGGAGGUUCGUAUCUUGGUUCAGGCCCGUCCAGGCCAGGACAUCCGGCCAAUCGGCCAUGACAUUAAGCGCGGGGAGUGCGUGCUGGGUAAGGGCACCCACAUGGGGCCGUCUGAAAUCGGCCUCCUUGCCACGGUUGGCGUCACCGAAGUGGAGGUGCAGAAGUUCCCCGUGGUGGCUGUCAUGUCGACAGGCAACGAGCUGCUGAACCCAGAGGACGACCUCCACCCAGGGAAGAUCCGAGACAGCAACCGCUCCACGCUGCUGGCCACCAUCCAGGAACACGGCUACCCCACCAUCAACCUGGGCAUCGUGGGAGACAACCCCGAUGACCUCCUCAACGCUCUGAAUGAGGGAAUCAGCCGUGCUGACGUCAUUAUCACCUCAGGCGGAGUGUCCAUGGGAGAGAAGGACUACCUGAAACAGGUGCUGGAUAUUGACCUCCAUGCUCAGAUCCACUUUGGCCGCGUCUUUAUGAAACCAGGUCUCCCAACAACAUUUGCCACUAUGGAGAUGGACGGUGCUCGCAAACUUAUCUUUGCCCUCCCAGGUAAUCCCGUGUCUGCUGUUGUUACCUGCAACCUCUUUGUCAUUCCUGCUCUGAGGAAGAUGCAGGGGAUAUUAGACCCAAGGCCGACCAUCAUCAAAGCCAGGUUGUCCUGUGAUGUGAAGUUGGACCCUCGCCCUGAAUACCACCGCUGCAUCCUGACCUGGCAUCACCAGGAGCCUCUACCGUGGGCUCAGAGCACAGGGAACCAGGUGAGCAGCCGGCUGAUGAGCAUGCGCAGCGCCAACGGUCUCCUGAUGCUACCUCCCAAAACGGAGCAAUACGUGGAGCUGCACAAGGGCGAAGUGGUGGACGUCAUGGUGAUCGGGCGGCUAUGAUGUCACCGCAGGGGGACCGAGAGAGCUUUCACAUGAUAUGAAGGGGUCAGAACGGGUGGUUCACGGUGCAUGUCCACAUAUCAUUGACUAUUCUGUAAUAUGCAACGGCACAGCUAGUUUUUAUUGAUUUGGAUAACGUUGAGGUAUAGUCAACAUCUUGAUCACAAAAACCUAGAUACAUAUGAAAAAGAAUAAUUAAUUUAAAGGAAAAAAAAAGAUUAUAAUAUUUCAAACAAAGGAAGUAUAACUUUUAAUGAAAAAAAAUCUAAUUAUAAAAAGAGAUUUAUUCUGUAAUAUAUUAUUAUGAUUAUUCUUCUUAUUAUUAUCAUUAUUCUUAUUAUCAUUAUUAUAUUAAGGCGACUUUGUUCCUUUCAUUGCAAUUGCUUUGUGUGUUCAACGCUAGACCUUAUCUAUAGCAGUAGCAUUUUAAUAGACAGCUGUAGGUGCCUGCCAGGACAAAAAAAGAUAAAACUAUUAUUUUCUCAUCUUUAGUGGAUUAAAAAAAAAUCUGUUUUUUGACAAUGAAGAAAAACUUUGCGGAGGAUUUCCCACGGUGCUCGGGGGGGUGGGGGGGAGGGGGGGGGGGAGUGAAAAAGGGGGGCGGGUGAGGUGUGGAGGCGCCCGUCCGAGUUGACACUUUGGUUUUUAGUCCUUUCUUUCUCUCAUUAGUAUGCAUCAUAAUGGCUUCACAAAAAGAGCUUUGCUUGUUGUUUAUCUUGUGAGUCUUGUUUAUGUGCGCAGUGCCAAAUGCCUGGGCAGGGGGGGUGGGGGGACAGGGUGGUGCUGGGAUGAUGGUGGGGUCGGGGGUGGGGUGGAGAAAACAGGGGGACGGGCGGGGGGCACGGAGGUCAGGGAGGGGGUGACCGCCCCUGAGUCUGGCCUGCACAGGCCACCUGAAGCCUCCUAAUAAUCACGGUGACCGGUUGUAAACACGCACACACACACGCACACACACACACACACACACGCACGCACGCACGCACGCACGCACGCACGCACGCACGCACGCACACACAGCACGCACACACGCACGCACGCACGCACGCACGCACGCACGCACGCACGCACGCACGCACACACACACACACACAACACACACCUCACGUGCACACACAAAAAUAAUAGUACUACGCCCACCCAUCCCCAGCACCCCUCCCCCUCCCCUCCCCUCCCCCCCCCUCCCAGGCGAGCAGAACCACGGGGAAAUAAUAUUUUAUUUGAUCUACUAUCGAAGAACAAAAAAAGAUAGGGGGAAUAGAAUGAGGGAUAAGAAACAGCUUCUUUAAGUGCUGACAGCCUUUUUAACCAACUUCACAAAAAAUGUACAGAAAAAAGACAAAUAAGAAGAACCAUAUUGUACAGAUAUAUAGGUGACCAGCACUCCUAAAGAAAUUAUUAAGCAAUGAGGAGACAUUGAAGAACGCUGUACUAUAACAUUUUCUGUAAUGAUAUGAAACUGAUGAAAGAGACAAAGAUAAUAAAAAUCCUUGAUCAUUAUGUAAAAAAAAAGUUAUUGUUGGCUUUCCUUUUUUAAAUAAAAUAUAUUUAAAGUGAACAAAGAAAA